Messenger RNA from Mytilus trossulus (common blue mussel), 654 nucleotides. RefSeq names its product RNA polymerase-associated protein LEO1-like. Gene Ontology annotation, molecular function: nucleic acid binding; zinc ion binding. NCBI's taxonomy places the organism in Eukaryota, Metazoa, Mollusca, Bivalvia, Mytilida, Mytilidae. The transcript has 2 exons. The coding region runs from base 1 to 654 and encodes 217 amino acids. The record is from RefSeq and is a predicted model, not a curated record.
AUGGCGGACGGAGGGACAAUUAAAACAACCCAGACUAAAACGUAUGCUGAAAUAGCCUCUUCCGAAGAUACAUCUUCAAAAGAUCAGUCAUUCUCCACAUGGGCCAAGAAGACACUCAGAAAGCAGUCAAAUGCAAAAAAAUGUCUGGAAGAGGGGCAUAAGCUUUUUGAGUGUCCAAAUGACUGGGUAUGCAGAACUUGUGGAGGCAGUGGACAUAAAUCAAAUUACUGCACUACUUGUCCAAAUGACUGGUUGUGUCAAACUUGUGGCAAAUCAGGCCAUACAACCCAAUACUGUAAUGCUGAAACUGUCUCCUCCAGUGAAGACAGCCAAUCAGAAUCCGAUUCUGAUUCUGACAACAAAUCUAGUCAUCAGCCUAAUCAGAAAAACAGAAAUUAUACUAAACACCAAUCUCCAGAUCUGUCGAAUUCUAAAAACAGAUUUACAUUCAACAAACAAAUACAUGUUGCAAGUGAAACAGCAGAGAAACAAGACAAUAACAAUCAAAACAAUCAAUCAAAAGAAAAUCCGAAAGCUUCUGAUACAAAUUCUACAGACGAAAAGAGUCAGGUUAGAAAAGCUAAACGACAAAAAACCAACAAGGACAAACAACACCGUUCUUCUGGAGAUCAGCAAAGCAUGGAUCACUUCUGA